Racocetra persica is the source of this 131-nucleotide messenger RNA. NCBI's taxonomy places the organism in Eukaryota, Fungi, Glomeromycota, Glomeromycetes, Diversisporales, Gigasporaceae. The record is from the annotation of a GenBank genome assembly.
UUUUAAUUUUCAAUGCAAUGGACCAAAACAAUAGCAACAACGGUGAAAAUUUCGCUAAUGAGCUCAAAAAGCUUCAGAAAAAAAUUUAUAAUGACCGAUCGUAUCAAAAAGACCAGAUUUCUGAACUUCAG